This is a messenger RNA of Paramuricea clavata, 1977 nucleotides long. NCBI's taxonomy places the organism in Eukaryota, Metazoa, Cnidaria, Anthozoa, Malacalcyonacea, Plexauridae. The record is from the annotation of a GenBank genome assembly.
AUGGAAGCUGAGAAUAAAUUUGUUUCAAAAUUCAUCUUAGAGAUUACCUUGGUCGUUAUACUCAUGAUGUUUGCUGGUACCUUUGCUCAAUGUCUAAAAAAGCAAGUCCAGAUAAGUAGAUGCGACAACAUGAAUAAUGAACUGAAGGGGUCACAAGAACGUAUCCAAAACUUGAAAGGAUGUCUUGAAGCCGAGGUAAGGAUUUUCAAAGUUAAGGCAAUUUUAUUUAUACUGGAUAGCUCUAUCCAAAGAUGUAAACUCAUGCAUGUUCUUCCUAGAGGUCUAGCAACGCCUGUAGCAUUCCUAUUGAAAAUGAUAACACUUAAAUAUUUUUUCACAUAGUGCAUCAAGAUAUCUGAAUCACCAAAUAAGAAAGAUUGCAGGCACCCGCCAAAGAAAGUCAUACCUGGAUUUAAUGCAUUAUCGAUUAACAAAACCUUAACAGUAAGAUAAAAUAUAUAAAAUAUUCGGCCAAGUUUUGGUACUAUAAUCUAUAUACUUAUAUUUGAUUUUAUAAUUGCAGGUCGAAAACUUCUUGAAAGAAAUCGCAAAGAGAAUUGCGAUCCAUAUAAUUCACAAUAAAGAUAUCAGACGGCAUUUUAAAAGUGUGAAAUGUCACAAGGACACUAAACUGGUCAAGUAUCAAUUGGACAAAAUGAAAAGCUGGAUCAGAAAAACAGUAAGGAACAAUUUCUAUAUCAACAACCUCCGUUAAAAUACGAUCUUAAUCCCAACCCGUGUAGUUAAGGAUGCAAAGCACUAUCCUCAUGGUCAAAAUUAACCAUUAUAUUGAAGAGGUAUUGGUACCACAGUGGUUAUAGUAGUUCGCUUUUUCAAAGUUACUUUUAGUUUAGUUGUAAUCACUUAAUUAUGAACUUUCUGUACCAGUGCCAAUAUAAAUAACAAGCUUUCGUUGGUAGCGACGCAACUAUACUUGAAAAAUAUAACUGGAGAAUUUCGACGUUUACAGCGAAGGCCCUUCAUCUGGAGUUACUACUACUUACUGCAAGGCAUUUUUUAAUACCAUGGACUGGUGGGGCAUUUGCUCCACUGGGUCCCUUCCCCUGCCCCACCAGUACCACUGAAGAAAAAAAAUGGCCUAUUUCCCCAAAGCCAGGGCCCUAGGACCAGUAUUGAGUAAAUGAGUUUAAAUUAACAUUGAAAAGAAGUUUAAAAAACAAAAUUUGUUGGUGAGCAUACUUAAACUUAUGUUAUGUUUGAAUGUUUAGCAUGCAAUUUAUUACAAAUUUCACCAUUAAAAAUUUAUUUUGAGAAGCUGAGAUUUUUUAAAAUGCGUUCUCAGAAUGCAGGAAAUGCUAUUUCAGAGACCCAAAUUUUAAAAAUUUUCAGGCGGAGGGGAGACAUGCCCCCAGCUUCAACCCCCCCCCCCCAGCUAACUCGUGCCUGCAGUACUCUGCUCACACCUUCGGCAACCGCAUACUAUGCUGGGGGAAGGGCAAGGAAAAUGGGCCCUUUGGCAGUUUUGCCCCACCACUGAAGAAUCCUUAAAAAUGUACCGACUUAAGGCGGUUUUCCAGUCCUCGCACGAAGCUCCUCGCAGCUCGCUGCGAGUGCUUGCAUCUAAUUAGGAUUAACGGUUUAGCAUUGUGAUUGGGUACUGAAAGUGCUCAUGCAUCACUCGCAGCGAGCUGCGAGGAGCUUCGUGCGAGGACUGGAAAUCCGCCUUUACUCCUUCGCUUCAAACGUCGAAAUUUUCCAGUUAUAUUUUUCAAGUAGUUGCAUUCCUAACAACGAAAGCUUGAUUACACUAUUUUCUCUUUUCAGCAACGAAAUCUUGGUUUCUCAGAGGUUGUACAGAGUCUGCCGCCAAAGCUUGCUACCACCGGGGCAAAGUCGCCCAAGGAUUGGUACGAUGUGGAAAUACAGAUGUUGACCAAUCUCAUGAAGGAUGUCAACGAUAUGCGAGGAUAUUUUAAAAGUUCAAAAACAUGCAUCAUUCCAGCAUGUUACGAUUGA